GGCAUCCCUCAGAGGGGACAUGGGCACUGAUCAUCAGGGCACUGAUGAUCAGUCAGUGCCACCUGUCAGUGUCCAUCAGUGCCAGCUGUCAGUGCUCAUCCAUGCCACCUGCCAGUGCCCAUCAGUGCCACAUCAAUGCCACAUUUCAGUGCCUACCAGUGCACAUCAAUGCCACAUAUCAGUGCCCAUCUGAGCUUCCUUUCAGUGUCACCCAUCAGUGCCAGUCAGUGCCACCUAUCAGUGCUGCCAAUCAGUGCCACCUAUCAGUGCCAGUCAGUGCCACCUAUCAGUGUGCAUCAGUGAUGCCCAUC
Staurois parvus is the source of this 311-nucleotide messenger RNA. NCBI's taxonomy places the organism in Eukaryota, Metazoa, Chordata, Amphibia, Anura, Ranidae. The record is from the annotation of a GenBank genome assembly.